AGAGCAGAGAUCUCCAAAGAUCCUAACUUUGAUUCUUCCGGUGUUUUCUCCGACCCAUUCAGAUGUAAAAACGUUUCAUGACAGCGACAACAACAAGCUACACAAUUCAUGGCGAUUGUCCGAACAUCAAAGCUUGAUCUCCCAAACCCAUCUCUCUCUCCUUCUUCUCCUCAAGUUUCAUCGAUACUCUACGAACCAAUCUCCUCAUCACUUGCCCUAACUCUAUCUGAUUCCUCCAUCUCUCUUUACCCUUCUCUCUCCCCUCUCUCUACUCCUUCUCUUUCAUACCCACAAACCCUAAUCCCUUCUCCUUGCUCCUCUGCUUCGUUUCUCCUCCUCCGCUCCCAGAACGCUAACUCCAACGACGAUUCCGGUAACGAAGCCUCCCCACGUGUCUUCUUUAUCGUUGCUGGUCCUUAUCGUGGUGGGUCUCGUCUUCUUCUCAGAUUCUAUGGUUUACGGGAAGGGAAAAACAGAGGCUUUGUGAGAGCCAAAGUGAUUUGUGAUCAAAAGGGUAUUGAAUUCGAUCAGAAAGUUGGGGUUUUGUUGAAUUUAAGCCACGGUGUUUCGGUUAAAAUCGUUGGCUCGACCAAUUACUUUGCAAUGUAUUCGGUUUCUAGCUCGAAAAUACUCAUCUUUGGUCUCAAGGUUGUGACUGAUGGCAGCAAUUGUGGAGAUGAUGAUGCAGUGGUUGUGAAGCUGAUAAGAUGUGGUGAGAUUGAAUGUGUUAGACCGGUUUGGUCGAUUGGGAUUUUUUCGGGUUUGUUGAUUUUGGGGGAAGAUAAUGGAGUUAGGGUUUUAAAUCUGAGGGAGAUAGUCAAAGGGAGGUUGAAGAAAGGGAAGAAAGACAAUGGGAGAUUGCGUAAUGGGCACAUAGAAGUGAAGAAGAAGGAAAAUGCUGUUCAUGUGAACAAGGGUUUGUUAAGUAAACGGAGACAAGGAUCUUCUGAAACAAGAAUGUGCUUUGUGUUGUUUCAGAAAAAUGCUGCUGCUGUUGGCGCUGAUCUGAAAUCAGAAACAUGUGUGGUCAUGUCUCUUAGGGCGAUAUCUAUCCAAGCAUUGUCCAUUAAAAGGUUCUUGAUCUUGGACUCUGCCGGGUAUAUACAUGUAUUGCAUGUAUCUGGUCGCCAUUCUCUCGGAUCAAACUUUACUUGUGAUAUGCAGCAGUUGCCUCGCUUUAUGGAUGUCCAGAAAUUAGCCCUUCUUCCUGAAAUCUCUGUUGGAACGAAAAGCUUUUGGAUUUCAGACGGAGAUUAUUCCAUGCAUAGGGUGACAAUUUCUGAUGAGGAAACUACCAGCAAAGAGAAAGAUGAAGAUAAGAAAAUAAGAGAGGAAAGACCACCUAUACAAAGCUCGGAUUAUGGUGCAGUAACACACACAAUUUUCUCUCCAGAAAAGAUUCAGGAUCUUGUUCCUCUUGGGGGAAACGGUGCUCUGAUUCUCGGGCUACGAAGCUUAGUUCUCCAGAUGAUGAUGAAGCUUCGUGAGCUGACAUUGAUGAUGUUCACGAUUGAAACUUUUGAAGACUCUGGAGAGCUUGAGUUCGACCUAAGAGAAUGGGCACGAAAAGGCCAUUUAACUCGCGAAGAUCAAAGUUCUAGAAGGUUCUCUGCCUCUUGUAUCCGAAGCUUCCGAGAAGACCACAAGUCUUGUACAACAAACUUCACCAUCUCUAGUACUGCCUCUUCUCCCGGUUACUCCCUCAAAGAUGAGAUUGACCCAUCAAAUUAUUCCUUCACUAGUGCACUCAAGGCAUUGCAAGCAAAAACAGUGUACAAGAAGAAUUGGGAUUGGUUGAAACCAGAAGGAGUUGAGCUAAACUCGAAAUGGAACGAAGCAGAGAAGUAUAUCUGCAAUCCUUUAUCUGGUGAAGUUCCUUUGGAGUGUUUAUCUUCUAAAACCCUAAAUUCAAGAUCUUUUAGAAACUUAUCCACCAAGCAUGCUCCACUCAUGAUUUUACCUUCUAAUCCUAAUCUCAACAUUCCAAGAAUCAUCCACGAGGAUCCUAAAACUUCCGAUCCUGUUCUUAUUCAAGAAAAGAAAGUUGUGGGGUCAAAACGAGAUGUCGUUAGUGCACCGGAAAAUGUUAGUGCAGUGAACACGACGCCGAUCAUGGAGAGAUCAACGAAAAGACAGGUGGAAGCUGAUGAUUUGCAUGUUGAGUAUGCACUAAAGUUGAAAGCUCAACAAGAGGAUGUGAAGUUAGAAGAAAAGGAGCAAAAGAUGGAGACAAAAGAAAUUCGAGAAGAAAAGAAAAGAGGAAGUGGGUGUUUCUCAUGGAUAAGGAAAAUGCAAAAGCAACCAAGAACAUCCAAAUGCAUAUUUCUCAUUUGUCUUCCUCAUCUUUUCAAAGCUUCUUGAGAUUCAAACCAAUAAUUUUGAGAUAUUGGUUACACAAUAAUAGAGCAAUGUCUGCAAGAUCAUAUGCUAGAUUCUUACUUCUCUUUUGCUUGUAUUUAUUGGCAUAUGAUACAACUUCUUUUUAUUGUUUUAAAAGAUUGUGAAACACAAACUUUUGUUCAAGGUUUUCAAGAAACUAAGUCUACCAAG
This is a messenger RNA of Arabidopsis arenosa, 2550 nucleotides long. The record is from the annotation of a GenBank genome assembly. Lineage: Eukaryota; Viridiplantae; Streptophyta; Magnoliopsida; Brassicales; Brassicaceae.